Molecule: messenger RNA, 1711 nt
Organism: Oryza sativa Japonica Group (Japanese rice)
Lineage: Eukaryota; Viridiplantae; Streptophyta; Magnoliopsida; Poales; Poaceae
Source: RefSeq, a predicted model, not a curated record
GCUAGUUAAGAACAGUGACAUCUCACCAAAAGACUCUCGUCAAUCCGCUAGUUAUUAGCUUGAUGCCACUAAUCUUGUUCCUGCUGCAUGCCAACCUGUCUUGACGGCCCCUCUCGCUGCCACGUUUUAAGCAUCCAAACUGCGGUCAUAUGGCCAUUUUUGAUCGGUUGAUCCUAGCUAAGUCGUAGAUAAUUAAAUCGGAUUAGCAUUAGAUAAUCAAGCAAGCUGCUCCUAACCCCUUACACAGCACACUAAUCAUUUGCUUGUCUUCUUCCCUGCACUACCAACCAAUAUGCAACUUGUGCCUCCUGCAUAUAGACCAUCUCCUCCAUUGCUUCUUCAUCACCAUCUCAUUCUCAUUCUCUUCUCUCUCUAGUUCUCAUGGGGAUCACGCCGUCGUGCAUACCGCUGGCUCCGGUGGCGGGCGGCUCGUCGUCGACGGCGUGCAAGAUCAUCCACGUCGAUGGCACGGUGACGCGGCUCGCGCGGCCGGUGAGGGCGUCGGAACUGAUGGUGGACUACCCGGGGCAGUUCGUGUGCGACUCCGGCCGCCUCGCCGUCGGCUGCCGGGUGCCCGGCGUGGCGGCGGACGAGCUCCUCGAGCCGCGGCGCGCCUACUUCCUGCUGCCCAUGGACAUGCUCUACUCCGUGCUCACCGACGAGGAGAUGGCCGCGCUCUCCAGCUUCCACGCCGCCACCGCGGCCUCCUCGUCGUGGAAGAGGAUCGCCACCGGCGGCGGUCGCCGCCGCGAUGGGAGCCACGGUGGCCGGAUCAGCGAGCCGACGGAUCACGAAGGCGACGACGGAAGCGACGAUGGCGCCAGGUUCUUUCCGGUGCUCAGCCUGCAGCUCCACGCCGCGCCGGACGCCGCCGCCGCCGCCGCCGCCGGAGUCAAGCCGAGCGGCGGCGGCGGCGGCGUGAGGCGGCACCGGUCGUGGCAUCCGAGGCUGGAGGCCAUCGACGAGGUGCCGUGCACCGGCGGUUGAUCGCCGGAGACGUAAGCGGAUUGCUUUUGCUAGUGUUAGGCAGCUAGCUUGAGCUGGCUCUCGAGUGUACAUUAGCUAGCUCUAGCUAUUUUUUUCCCUUAUCUUUUUCUUCUUCUUUUUUCCUUUUAUUUUUUUUCUUCUGUAAAGUUCAAUUUUUUUGGCCUAUAAUUGUUUGGGAUUUUGUCACCAGAAAGCAAAAUGCCCUGGGUAUGUGUUCCCCAAAAUCUACUUCUCAAUUUUGAUAAAUACGCCAAUGACACUGCUUUUUUUUCAGCAUUUUUUAGAGAAAUAUGCAAGAUGUCGCCCCCACAAAAAGAAAGAAGAAAGAGAAUGAUCCUUAAAUGUGAUUGAUUGCGUCAUGAGUGGGGUACUAUACUAUAACAACUUGAGCUGAGCAGCCGGCACACAGGCUGUAGAGAACAAGGUGAUAUGCUGUAUAUGAAGAGGGAGUUGGAGCUGUAUGCUACUCUGCACCUGCAGGAUACUCACAGAUAAUCUCUGUGUGUGACCGGGCAUCAGCUGUACAUAGGAGCAACUUGCAGGGAAAACAACAAAGGGAGGGAGCAAGUUUCAAGGGCCCCUUUUAUUUGCAUGCACCACACCAUGUUUCUUUCAAGCAAACAAUGAGAUAUCAUUAGAUAUGCCAGUGCAUUGUAUACUAGCUCUCUGUGAUCAUGUAGAAAAAAAUCAGAGCUAAUUAAUUAGUAUUAGAAUUUUCAGUCAA